AACAGAACAACAUGAAAUUUCUUGUAAUUUUCGCCUUGGCUCUUGCCGUUUGUCAUUCAGCCCCCAUUGAUGACGAAGCUGCUGUUAAAGCCAAACGUGGUCUCCAUUUCGGCGUUGGCUAUCAUGCUCCAAUCAUUUCACAUUCCUAUGUGGCUCCAGCCGUGGUUCAUCAUGCUCCUCUUAUCUCGCAUGCCCCCAUUAUUGCCCAUGCCCCCAUUGUGGCCCAUGCUCCUUUGCUGACCUCACAUCACAUUUUGCCCUCGUAUCAUUCCUAUCAUCACUUCAAAUAAAUGGAACACACACAAAGACCAAGAUGAUGAGGAUGUGGAUGGUGUCGCUGCCUAUGCGCCAAUGGAAAAAGAAGAGAGAAUGAAUUGAGCUAAAAGUAAACAAUGUGACAUCUAUAAUGAAAAGCAAAAGCAAUUGUUUGCCUUUGAAUUUUUUUUUUUCCAAAAAGUUUAAACGAAAUGAAAUAGGUCAUGGUCUUAACAUUUUUUUUAUAAUC
Molecule: messenger RNA, 505 nt
Organism: Stomoxys calcitrans (stable fly)
Lineage: Eukaryota; Metazoa; Arthropoda; Insecta; Diptera; Muscidae
Exons: 2
Coding region: 12-290 (92 amino acids)
Source: RefSeq, a predicted model, not a curated record